AUGUACACCAUCACCACCUUCGCCGCAGUUGCCUUCGGGCUUCUCGCCCAGCUCGCCGCCCUCGCGGUGGUUGUCUGCUCCCUCGGCUUAGCAGUCCAAACUGCAAGCCCGACCGCCGCCCUCGCCGGGUUGGCUUUCCUUCUGUUGUUCUUCUCUCUGGUCUUCCCUCGCUUCCGAAAGGAGUACUUUGCAGCCUUUGCUUCUGCGGUGCUGGGCGGACUCCUGGCCCACUUUAACGGGUCUGCGAGCUUCUCGUCUGGUGCCUUCACCACCGCACUGACUGUAUUUGUGCUUUCUCUUGUGUGCAAGCACUUCCCGGGAUGCUUCAAUGUCCUGUGGAGGUACGUCGUUACCGCGGUGUGUUGCCUGGCCCCUGUCUUUUCUCCCUCGUGGAGGGCUUUCCUCGGAAAGUCGCGGGGGACUUGCAGGAAUUUCCCUGAGUUGAUUGAGAACGUUGUUCUCAUGAUUCCGCUGAGUCACAUCACCCUCCGCGAGUUACUCAACGAGGUGGCGCGGCGUCACGUUCAAGAGUUGAGAUUUGCCGAGCAAUGCGUCACCCUUGGGAAAGUUCUCGACAGCUCUCAAGCCGCUGUUGAUGAGUUCCGCCGUGUUCACCCGAACAGGAGGCUUUCCCAUUGUGUGCGCAGAUUUAUCUGGGAGCAGAUCCCCCUUGCCGAGAUGGAAGACGGUCUUUUUGAGUUGAGUCGUUUCUCUACCUGGGAACGGCUCCUCUUCCUCGCCGGUUUCUUGGGUUCUUUGCUGGAGACUGAGCUUGCUCGGUUGAAGGCCGCCUGUGAGAAACUGGAUGAGGUGAUCAACAAACGGCAGCAGUACAUUGCUUCUGCCAUCCAGAUCCAAAAGAUUGUCGUCAAACAGACAGCGGCAUACCCUAUCGUCAAGAUCCCGGCUGUGGCGCGUUUGCCCUCGCGGGCACUCGUGCUCAAGCCCGAUAGCUUGGUCCCUGCCGCACUCCCCCCUGCGUCUCCUAGACGACCAGAAGAGAAGAAGGACAUGAGCGUGUUCGAGAUGAUCGUCUCGACCGCUCGUCACCCCCGCAGCAAAAGCAAGGUUCUCCCCGUCACAGAGAACUGA
Messenger RNA from Podospora anserina S mat+, 1092 nucleotides. RefSeq lists its product as uncharacterized. Bases 1 to 1092 code for a protein of 363 amino acids. The record is from RefSeq and is a predicted model, not a curated record. The transcript has 2 exons. NCBI's taxonomy places the organism in Eukaryota, Fungi, Ascomycota, Sordariomycetes, Sordariales, Podosporaceae.